CGAUUACCAUGGAUUUAACUUUUACUUGCGUUCUGACACUGCAACAAUAGUUUUCAAAUAUUCGUUUCGCGUCAGACGACGCGUUUGCCAUCUUGUGGGCUUGCGUAUGGUUACGUAUUACGUAUUUAGGUUAUUUAACAUGUAAACAAUAAUUUGAAUUUUCUCUAUAACUGUCAGAAUCUCAAGAAGUGAUGCUUCGAAAUAUGAACUUUGUUGGGACGGUGUAUCAAGUUAUUUCAGUCGUGUUUUUCGUUUUUGUAAAUUUUACGCCAUUCUCGCGUAACGGGAAGUUCUGUAAAGUAUAAUGCGUCGAAACUAUUUGCCUCGGGAAUAAACACUCAUUACCUACUCGAAAAUAUCCAAGGCGUAAUUAGAAAAACCAAGCUCGUUUGGGGAUGUGUGAAGUUUUGCAAGUGUGCACCAUCCGCGUAUUACAUAUUUUUUUGAUAUUGGGCAAUACGUUAUUUAAACGAAAAUGUAAAAGUUUGUGUACGUAUUCAAUUUGUGACGAUGGAUUACGACUCAGAAUCGAGUUGUGAAGGUCGAUUAAGAGAUCUGGAAGCGUCAGAGGAACUUCCCAGGACUCGACUAUCUAAUCAAAGUGAUCUAUUACCUCACAAGAUCAAUUCUGUACCUUGGCAAUCGUUAGCAGUUGCCAAUGCACAAUCCAAAGUAGCUCUAAGCAUUGCCAAUAAAUCUCUAUCUUCUCAGGUAAUGGAGUACUAUCAAAAGUAUUCUCAGAAUUCAAAUUUGGAUCAGUACUUUUCAUUGCCUGCAUCAAGCACAUCCACAGAGUAUUAUUACAGUAUAUACGAGUUGAAUCCUAAGGCGGGUACAAGUAAACAAGAUUGUACCGGUCAAGAUUAUAAUUCGGGAACUUACGUUCCCAAAGAAAGACGACGGUGGGUACGGCCUCCAUUGAUUGGCCAGUCUUCUGCUGGUGAGGGUUCUUCUAUGUAUAUGCAAGCAUUAACAGAUCCACGAUCACUAUCACCGAAUCAAAAGCAUACUAUGCCUGAAACCAUUCCAGAGGAAAAGAAUAAAAGUCAAGAAUCUAUACCAGAUGUAGGUGAGAGAAAAACAGCUUCUCCGACAUCCAGUGUAGCUUCACACAAACCACUUGAGUGGGAUAGCGGAGCAGACGUUGGUUAUUUCAAUGCUCUCCCUGGUAACAAACAGAUUAAUAAGAAAUUCAGUACAAUAGAAAGAAUGGCUUUAGCCAGAGGAUGUUCUGCCGCUUUGCGUUUAGAUCCAGAAGGUACAACGGAGUCUGGUGCAUCCACAAAAGCUUCAACAACUCAAGGCAUCCAGAAAUCAUUGAAAGAGCCUAAUGCAAAUUCCACACCAUUAGUAGGAAAUAUUUCUGGUUCAGAAAAUGAGGUGGAAAUUACACCUAUAAUGAAAAAUCACUUGCCUGGAAUUAUAACUGGUAUCGAUAUAGCAUCAGAAGAAAGAAAUAGUUCAAAAGACUCUAAACAUCAGAGAUCCAGUAAUCCAGCUUCCAAAAAUAAUGAUCAAAAUUUCGAAACGCCUAAAUCGUCAUUAGAAUUUAAAGUUCCAAUAAUGAAAUAUGCCACAGAAGGAAAGAGAUGUAAAACCAAACAAAAUCCUUCCAAUGAGAAUUUAGUUACUUGUAGUUCACCUUUAAAGAAAAGUUCCUCCAUGAAUCUCUUGGCACCGACUUCAACGAAAUUAUCAUUAAAAAGAAGUCAGAGUGAAUUAAACCUUUGCGUCAAAGAUAAAAGUAAAAUGCUGCUGCCAUUAAUAUUCAAUUCCACGUCUUCCAUCGCUACUGUUGUACAGAAACCAGUAACUUGCGACAAAUUAAUUCAAACAAGUAUAACGUCAUGUACUCGAGAAUCUGUUGGGGUACAAGUUUCAGUUUUAGAGGAGGAAAAACCGCCAUUACCAAAGAGGGGUACCAGUUUGACACAGAAGUCGCUUCAAUCAAUUCUCAAGAAUUCAAAAAACACUUACAAACUCCCAAAUCCAGAAAACUUCAAUGAGGAACAGUCAACUCGCAGAAGGAGCAACAGUGAUGAUCAAAGUGAGGGUAACGUAACGCGAAACAGUACUUCCGAAAUAUCUCAUAGUGAAUCCCUGCCGUUACCACCUCAACCUGACGAUAUGGAAAAUGUAACUGGUAGAGCAAAUAGUUUUGAAUAUUUCCCAGGGCACAUCUACGAGAACGUCCCCAAUGGCAGCGCAAGUCAUGUCUCAUCCAUAGACACAGGUAGAUCUAAUUCCACAAUGCCUAAUACGAGUUCCAGUAUCGAUGAGAAACUAUGGGGAGACUCUGACAGCUUGGUACGUGACCUGGAGAGAAGCGUCAACAUCUUGAAAAGUCUGGUGGACGCUAACAAGUGUGACAAGCAAGUCAAGAAGAGAUUGAUCCACCAUGUUAUCAAAAGAUUGGUGACUGCUAAAUAUACAGAUGAUAAGAUAGAGCAUAACCUGGAAGAGAACGUACCCUGGAAUCCUGACGAUGCUAGGAAGAAAGUUUACAGAGCUGAGAUUAUCCAAGCUUUGACGAAGAAGCAAAACACUACGGAUUCUUCUGAUGAAUGGAAACCGCAGAAGAAGAAGAUUCCAUAUUCUAAAAAUUCAUUAGAGAAUGAUAUAAGGGUGGUUAAGGAAAUCAUUAAUCUGGAAAGUAGUAAUAGUGACAAAUUUGAUGGCCACACUGACCGAACGGAAACUGAUGGUCGCAAAGCAAGAAUGGAACUCAGAACCGAUGAUUGUCAGCAUAGUAGUAACACGCCAACUGACCCUAACAAGAGUGAAAGCUCUGAAUGUUUUUUACCCCAGCGUACAGAUAAAAAUAAUAAAGUUAAGAAUAUUUUCUGUCUUAAAAAGAAAUGCGACCUGCCACCGGAAGAUACAACUACGUCGAAUAGUACACCCUCUGAUCAAAAUAGAAUGCUAUUGGAGGCACUCGUUAAUAAUAGACAAAGUCGUAUUGAUUCAAGUAAUGGUACUGGGAAUAGUGUUGAUUGGCGAUUCCCAACAACAUUAUCAGAAAGACGGUUUCAGCUAGGAAGAUGUAAUCAUUCUGAUUCUGGUGAUACGAGACUUGUGAAUUAUGCUGAAAUGGAGAAGAGAAAGCAGUUAGUAUGGAUUACGAACGAAAUAAGUCAUCUAUCUAAUUUAAAAAAAUUGCUGGAACAAUCAAAAAAGUCAGAGAGACCAAAAAGUUCGCCUAGAAAAACAAAGCACGUUGUUUCAAACCAACAACCUGUGACUUUGCUAACUUGUAUUCGUGGAAAAAAAGAUCAUUCCAGUUUACAGAAGGAUUCACCGGACUUAUGCGAGAGCUCGAUUAUUGAGCAGUGGUCAUCCCACUGUAAUCUGGCCAACUGUAAUGCUUCUACUGGGCCCAGCACUAAACCUAUAAAGCAUUUACGGAAACGUAAUAGUUGCACUCAAACGGCGACAAAUAUAGCAGUCGCUCAUUCAAAGAUUGGCGCAGAAAUUGUCUCUGCGCUAAAACUUCAGAAUUCUGCAGUAAAAUCGACAAACAUUUAUGUACAAACGCAUCCCCAACAAACUGCUCCUCCCCCUGCAAUCAAUCACCUACAGAUAACUCCAUGCAUACCAUAUCCUGUUCAUCAAGCGUGCGUACAUUCCUCAACCUGCAGAUGCAUCGGUAACGUGUGUCAUUGCCGAAGACACAUUGUCCAAAAUACACAAAACGCUUGCGCGUACCAUUCACAACUACAGAAUCAUCAGAUCUUCCUGAAUGGCUGUCAUAGAACAUCAGCACCAUACUUUAACGAAGACAGACCAUUCAUCACACAACCUGUCACACCUGAUUCACCAAGUAAAGUUUGCGGACAACCAUCUAAUAUCUGCCAUCAUACAGAUCCUGAUAACAGUAACUUCCGGCAAAAGGAAGCUAAAAACAAACUGAAUGCUACAAAAAUAAAGUGCACCUGUGAAUGUCAGGAUCCUCAUUUUUGCCAAUGCAGAGAGGAAUUUCAGCAGAAGGAUUUAGAAGGAAAUGAAGUUUUGCGUAGAAAAGCCUCGGAGACCACAUGUCAGUUAUGUUCAAAGAGGAUAGACGAAAGCGAUAAUAAUACAGACGCGCAAAGUAGCCAUGAAUCGAACGAUAGAGGAUUAUGUGAAUGUCCCAAUGAUUGCACAUGUGAGCAUCCAAGAAUGGAAGAGAUCAAAGAAUGCACUUGCUUAACUGUGUGUAAUAAUGAGAAAGUUGAGCAAGUACAGAACAAAGAUCGACAGAAUCAUUGCGAAGCGAAUGAUGACGUUCACGAUCAAGACAAUCAAAAGCAAAGUACUAAACUGUGUAGAUGCUCAACCGAUUGCACCUGUGAGAACAAACGGAUUAAACAAGUACAAAGUAUACAAAAAUUAUGCGCUUGUCGUAAAGACUGUAAAUGCGAUAAUGAGAGAAUAAGUCAGUACGACUGUCUGUACCAUGUGAAAUCAUUAGAAGGUCGCAAGGAACAGGUGCGACCUUAUUAUUUGGUUAAUUCUCAUGAGAAUCAAAAAGCUCGUCAAUCAAAAGUACAAAGUAACCCAAAAUGUAACUGCGAUAAGGAUUGUUCUUGCGCGAACAAGAUUAAAGAUAUACAAGAUAAAUUGUAUAACGGGAGGUACACAGGAAAGUCAAGUCAUACCAGUGAAACGAGAUCCAAUGACUCUGACAAGAAUUGCAAGUGCUGCCGUAAAUGUGGAAGAUCGUAUCAAAACGAUAGGAAAUGCAGUUGCCACAUAAAUUAUCCUAAACCAGUAGCGUAUGAAUUGUCAUUUGGAAAUGAGAAUGAAGAGAGAAAUAGUGAUAAUUUUUUAUCGAAGAAGGGAAACAUUGAGAUUAAAUCAUUACGCAGAAUGGGUUCAAUUAAUUCUCCACCAUACACGGCAAGGUCCGGUGGAUGUUCCUGUGAGGAAAUAAAAUCAUAUCAAGCAUCUAAGAACGGUGAUCAAAGGAAUACGCUUCAGGAUUAUUUAGCAACUAAUAAACCUACAUUUGUCAGCAAUGUGGAGACACGUCGACAAUAUAUGUCGGAAAUAUCGCAAUUGCGACAGUUGAGAAAUGAAAAACGGGUUCAGUUACUUGCUAUGGCCACUGGUUCUAAUAUUAUAAAGACGUCAAGAUCACCUAAACCUAGAGUCUGCGUACAGAGAAAAAUCAGCGAGAAGGAGAUGAAGGACAGAUUACGCAAGCGUUAUCUAAAACUUAAUGAGGUACGUACAAAAAGGCAUCAGCUACAAAUACAGGAAGAGGCACGGCGGAACAAACUAAUGGCCAGAAUAUUUUGCAAGAAAUUGCAACAAAAAGUUCUCAGGGGACAGGUGGAUCUACCUAAUAGUGUUAGCGUUAUAUCUAACAUGUAACAAUAAUAAAGAAUGUUUGAUCAUUCGUAGGAUUCUGCUAGAGAACAGUAUAUAUGUAAUUACAAAAUGCCAUUAAGGAAAUGCAACAGACAUUGAAUAGUUAAUGAAAAUCUAAAUAUGUUCAAUUGAUAAUACUCAUAUAAUUUGAAUUAAUGUGAGUAACCCGGCGUGCCUGCAUUAUUUAAUGAAGAUACUUCAUAGACUUAUGCUCGUUUUAUUAGUAUUAUUUCUUAGUUUUGCCAAUAAGUUUGAAAGUGAAAUAAUUUAGUCUCAUCGCCAAUGACAAGUAUUGGGAUUUAUAUAUUUAUAUAGUUUACAUACAUUUAUUAGAUUGAGAAUUAUUAAGUUCUAAUAUAUAUUCGAAUGUGCCCAGUGGCUUUGUUUGACACAGAGAUUGCGUCAUAUAGUGUUUAGUGUAUAAGAAGUAUGUUUAUGGCUCAUCCGGAACGGAAUGAAAAUGAGAAGCGGACAGGUAACUGAAUUUGGAGAAGAUUGCGAGAAUAAAUGGAUCAAGAACAUUCUUAAAAUAGGAUGAAUAAUCUGCGUGAGGAACCAUUAUUUAAGGAGUUCGUGUUUACUUCCUAUGUGAGAACGAAGCGAUUGUACAUUACUUUUUAUCUAUUUUCAAUCUGUAGCUGCGAUUCGUUUUUUCUUACAUGGACCUUGAAGUUGUAAACAUACGUUAAAAAACAACAAUAUUUCAGGCUGACUAAACCGCAAAUCAUCAAAACCGCGAUGCUUUAAGGUGACAUAAAUGUAGUUUAGUACCUGAAACGCAGUACAUGUUGUCUCUUGAAUUUAUCAUUAUUAUACAUAAAAUUAUUUUGAAGUAUAAUGUCAGGUUAAUGCAUAAUUUUUGGUGUAAUUUUUUUGUACCAAUUGUAAUCAUAAUAAAGAGUAUAUAUGGCUUCGA
This is a messenger RNA of Cephus cinctus (wheat stem sawfly), 6268 nucleotides long. RefSeq lists its product as uncharacterized. The coding region runs from base 511 to 5355 and encodes 1614 amino acids. The transcript is spliced from 5 exons. Lineage: Eukaryota; Metazoa; Arthropoda; Insecta; Hymenoptera; Cephidae. The record is from RefSeq and is a predicted model, not a curated record.